This is a messenger RNA of Nerophis lumbriciformis (worm pipefish), 783 nucleotides long. Lineage: Eukaryota; Metazoa; Chordata; Actinopteri; Syngnathiformes; Syngnathidae. The record is from RefSeq and is a predicted model, not a curated record.
AUGAACGCAGAUACGUGCGUCUCAUACUGCGACAUGACCUCGUUGGAUUCGUAUUACAAUGCGUCCGCCUCUCAAGGCAGAGAGCACCAGGCGAAUCCGUUUAGGACUUUCGGCCCCAGCGAAGCCAAAUUCAGUCCCACGUUCGCGGCGAGUAAAGCGCCAGGAUACGGGGAGAAGUCUAGGAGUCCUUUUCACACUGAGUGCCCGUCGCUACAGGACGGCGCAGAGGGAGAGGGCCCCUUCCACAAGUACCAGCUCUUCAUGCACAGGCCCACCUGCAAGACCCCCCCUGAGGGCGGCAAGUUGCACUCGGACGGGGUAAUUUCUUGUUACAAGGUAAUUAACCCUUCCCCAGCCAAGUGGAGAAAGAGGGAACGCUUUGGCCAAAUGCAACAGGUUCGAACGCAUUUCUCGACGGCUUACGAGCUUCCGCUUCUAACUCGGCCUGAGAGCUACGCACAGAUUCAAAACCCUUCAUGGAUCAGCGGCAGCAGCGGUGCCUCUCCGGUACCAGGUUGCAUUGUGCCUUGUGAUAGUGUCCCCCCUUGUAUGCCCCCUCAUCCUCAUAGUCAUGGAGGGGUCCCCGACUUCCUCGGUGUGCCCAGCCCAGGAAGCAGUCACAUGGGACAGACGCAGAUGGGCGGUCUGUUUGGAGGAGCUGGAAUGGUUGGAGGGAUAAACGGCUAUGACCUCAACGUAGAUCCGGACCGCAAGUCUUCCAGCAUAGCAGCACUGCGGAUGAAGGCCAAGGAGCACAGCGCCACCAUUUCUUGGGCUACAUGA